Brassica rapa (field mustard) is the source of this 472-nucleotide messenger RNA. Its product is annotated as defensin-like protein 109. The record is from RefSeq and is a predicted model, not a curated record. NCBI's taxonomy places the organism in Eukaryota, Viridiplantae, Streptophyta, Magnoliopsida, Brassicales, Brassicaceae.
ACAACUAUACAGUUAUAACACAGUUAAAUAACUAAUCUAUAAAUAGAGUAUGAUGUUAUUUGAUUCUGAACAUUCUUUACACAAUAAUAUAAUGGAAUUCACUAAGAGAAUUUUGAUGGUGUUUGCUCUAACCAUUAUGUUGGGUAUCUCCUAUGUUCAGUGUCGUCAAAGUCUGGAGCUCAUGCCUUGGUCUGGAGAAAAAUUUACUCAAUGUUUCGACUCAGGCCCAUGUCGGCAAGGAAUGAUGAAAUGCAUUGAGUUCUGUACCUCAAUGGGAACUGUAAAUGGACAAUGUAAUAUUGAAAAUAUAUGUUGUUGCAUUCAUUAGUGUUACUCUAAAAGUCUGGAUCAACGUUGCCUUUUAACUAUGGAGGAGAACCCUUGAUAUGAUUACUGUAUCCCAACUCUUUAUUUGUAGAUGAACUAUUGUCAUGUGCUGAUAAUGUAUGAUGGUUACUAUAUUUUCUUUUUA